GAAUGAAGAGUCUGAAUGAAGGCAGGGGAUAGCUGGGAUUUAAAAAUGGGAGAGCGCGUGAAUAACUUUCCUCCCCUGCCUCAGAUUUUGAGAAUAAAACCAUGUUUCUACCAGAACAUUGAGGAGGAAAUCCCUGCUCCCCACCAGCAGUUGGUGCGCAGAGUCUACAUUCUCUGGAUGAUGUAUUCAGGCACGCUGUGCAUGAACGUGAUCGCGUGUAUUGCCUGGUGGGCCGGGGGUGGAAGUGCCACAAACUUUGGCUUCUCCCUGCUCUGGCUCAUCCUCUUCAGCCCCUGUAGUUACACCUGCUGGUUCAGACCACUCUACAAAGCCUUCAGGGCUGAUAGCUCGUUCAACUUCAUGGCCUUCUUCUUCAUAUUCUUUCUCCAGUGUGUCUUGGCCCUCAUCCAGACUAUAGGCAUAUCUAACUGGGGAACAUGCGGCUGGAUUGCCACGGUGAUGUUUUUCAGCCAAAAUGUGGGCUCCGCUAUAGUGAUGCUUAUUGCAACUCUGCUCUUCACUCUGGUGACUGCUUUAAUGGCACUGGUGCUCAUUAGGGUGCACAGACUGUACCGUGGCGGUGGCGGCAGUCUGGAGCGCGCUCAGGAGGAGUGGAGCACCGGCCUGUGGAAAAAUGCUCCAGUGAGGGAAGCAGGGUUCAACGCUGUGUCUCAGACAGCCCAGGGCCCGAGCUUGCCCCAGUACCCUGCAGCAGUGCCGAGCUAUCCUGACAACGGUCACUGGUGAUAGCCAAGCUUUGCCUCUAGAUGGAGACAGAUAGCUGGCCAUUUCUGUGGUGCACGUGAAAGUGCACAAAAGUACUGCAUCAUUUAACCUUUACAUGAAAAAAUGCAUAUAUAAUGCAUUCACAUUUUUUGAACGAGAUUGUGAGAUAUUUCAGCAGAGCUUUUUAAAGCCCUUCACUUCUGCAAAAGGGUUUUCUUCAAUAUAUACUUUUCAAUUUCAGUUUUGUUUACACACUAAUAGAUUUUAUUUUAUUUUCAAAAGAAAUUAGCUUAAGAAGACAUAUGUCAUGUAAACACACGAUUGGACACUCAGAAAACAGAUUUGUGAUAUUAUGUCAAGGACAUGUGCCUUAUGGACAUUGGUGUGACGAGUGUUUUGUGUGUUGACAGCUAGGCAGCGUAGAGAGCUGAGAAAUAGGGUUGUUUAUUUUUUUAUUUUGAAACAAUAGUCUUAAAACUGCACGAUUUUUUUUUUUUUUGGGAUGAACUAUUCUGUUUGUGUAUUCCAGUUUAGCUUUUAUUCAUUGUGCUUGAUAUCUUCACGCUUGUCUGCUUUAGCUUUCUUGAAAUGUGCCUUGCUAUUACGUGCACAUUAUCACGCAUGUGAUAAAAUGACUGUCGCCUUAAUGAUUGCUUUUUUAAAAACUGGAUUCAUGCUUCAGUGAAGCAACAUGUGAAAACAUUUCAAAAAUUGUUGGUGCACGAUCCUCCUUUGUGAUUGGUCAGUGAGCACCUGAUGUGCCAUAACACCUGUACAACGCCCUAAGUUGACACGUGUUGUUCUCUGCUUUAGUAUUUCUCAGUUUCUAUGUUUCCAAAUCGCCACUGUUUGCUUUUAGUGGUCAGUGCCCUGCUGUGAAACACCUUAUCAGCUGUUGUCACUGUUCCACCCACUUUUCCCUCAGAUAAAUUUUGUGUUUAGUGACUGCUGUGACUGUUUGCAUGCAGUUAAUCAUGGGUGGAGAACUAAAUAGGAUUUGUCAUUUCAAAUAUAUUGACAUCAUGUAACUAAUAUAAACUGACUCAAACAUCUCAACUGACUCAAAGAAAAAAAGAUUUAACUGCACUAAGGUGAAAUCUUGCAUGUGUCACUGUAUGAUAAUGAAUUCCAUCAAAGUGAAAAAUCUGAUCAAAACCUUUGGAUGUGGCUUUGAAUGCAGGUUAAUUUACAGCUCACUUUGAUUUAGUUUCAAUCAUCAAAUCAAAGUUAUAUGAAGCACGAGCACCAACUGGAAGGAAAUGGUGUCCGUCUCAUACUAUUUUUUUUUUGUUACAAAGUGUCCUUCAUGGCCGACUGCCAAAUGUAGUAUUUUGUUUUUCUCUGUUCUUUGAUAAGUGACAAACUAUUACAGAUGUUAAAAUAAUCUUUAAAUAUUGCAGCAUUUCAAUAAAUAUUCUUACUCA
This is a messenger RNA of Paralichthys olivaceus (Japanese flounder), 2150 nucleotides long. The record is from RefSeq and is a predicted model, not a curated record. Lineage: Eukaryota; Metazoa; Chordata; Actinopteri; Pleuronectiformes; Paralichthyidae.